Molecule: messenger RNA, 1665 nt
Organism: Fusarium pseudograminearum CS3096
Lineage: Eukaryota; Fungi; Ascomycota; Sordariomycetes; Hypocreales; Nectriaceae
Exons: 1
Coding region: 1-1665 (554 amino acids)
Biological process (GO): mitochondrial respiratory chain complex III assembly; protein insertion into mitochondrial inner membrane from matrix
Cellular component (GO): mitochondrial inner membrane
Molecular function (GO): ATP hydrolysis activity; ATP binding
Source: RefSeq, a predicted model, not a curated record
AUGUCAUCCUCAGCCAGAAUGCCGAGUAGACGGCUACUCACAGGGGGAGCUAUAAACCGCCUCGUGGAUCUCCUCUUGCCCGGCGGCAGCGGCAUUACCUCUGUCGCAUUCUUCGCCUACAUCGCACCCUAUCUCAUCGAAGUCGCCACAGAUGUCUUCCAACGGCAGUGCGUAUCAUCAAUUGAGAUUCAAGGACACGACGAGAUCUUUACCUAUGUUAUGAGCUGGGUUGCUCGGAACAACAAGCUAUCGCGCAAUAACCAUCGCCUUCUUGCAUCCAGCAGCACCAGCAACGAACCCUCUCACCCCAUGCGCGGUCCUCCCAGAGGGAACGAAAACAACGAGGAAGACGAUUCAGGCGAUGACAUUGAUCCUUCGGCAAGUCUAGAUGUUCUCCGAUCAAAGAUUUCGCUGUACAAUGCGCGACCACUGCAUUGGACUCCUUCUGUCGGCACACACUGGUUUUGGUACGAGAACCGUGUCGUCUCAUUCACCAGAACUGCUGCCAACGAGACACCGAUGCCUUUUGGUCUGCGGUCCGAGACUGUUGUUCUCUCUUGUCUCGGAAGAAAUCCCGACAUACUCAAGCGCAUCAUCUACAACGCCCGCAUCGAGUACCUGGAGAAGCAACGUGGACGGACAAGCAUCUUCCGUGCAGUGCAGUCUCAUGGGGAAAUGCACUGCUGGGCAAGAUCCAUGUCCAAGCCCACCCGUCCCAUGUCGACCAUUGCUCUCGAGGAGGACAAAAAGCAGAGUCUCAUCAAGGAUCUCGCUCGUUACUUGAACCCUCGCACCAAAAAGUGGUAUGCUACGCGAGGUAUUCCCUAUCGACGUGGAUAUCUCUUUUCUGGUCCGCCCGGUACCGGCAAGACUAGUUUGGCGCUCGCAGCUGCUGGACUCAUGGGCCUCAACAUCUACAUGAUCAGUCUAUCGUCUCCUACUCUUUCUGAAGACAGUCUUGCAAGCUUAUUCCAGACUCUACCUCGGACCUGUCUCGUUCUCCUCGAGGAUAUCGACGCAGCAGGUGUUGCAGCCAGUCGAGUGGAGCAGCAGAAGGCCAAGGCUGAAUCCGCUGGGAAGCCCAGAAGACCUGGCUUUGGUUUCCCCAUGAUUUCACGAGAGCCAAUCACGCUAUCUGGUUUGCUGAACGUUCUCGACGGCGUGGGUGCGCAGGAAGGUCGCGUGCUGGUCAUGACAUCCAACCACACCGAGAACAUCGACCCUGCACUUCUACGGCCCGGACGAGUAGACUACACCAUCAAAUUCGGGCUUGCUUCCUUUGAGACUAUUAAGCAGCUAUUCCAAUUGAUGUACGGAACUUCCUACGCCGAAACCGGCAUCGAACUCGACUCUGAGAAUAUUGAGGCGCUGUCUACCGAGUUUGCCCAGGUUAUCCCAGCGCACACAUUUACUCCCGCGGCAAUUCAAGGGUAUCUCCUUAUGCAUCAGGAUGGACCUGCUGAAGCUGUAGCUGAUGUUGGGGCGUGGGUUGAAGAGCAGAAGCGUCUCAAGGAAAAGGCAGAGGAGAUUGAGAAGGCAGAGGCCAAGGAGGAAGAGGAUAAGAAUGAGUCGGAGACAGACAACGAUGAGAAGGCGGAGGCUAAAAAGAAUCCAGAGGCCAAGGUCAAGGUAAAUGGAGUCAAGCUGAGCGAUCUGCUUGCAUAG